This is a messenger RNA of Gloeophyllum trabeum ATCC 11539, 711 nucleotides long. RefSeq names its product P-loop containing nucleoside triphosphate hydrolase protein. The transcript has 4 exons. Gene Ontology annotation, molecular function: GTP binding. Gene Ontology annotation, biological process: intracellular protein transport; vesicle-mediated transport. The annotation marks the transcript as partial. The record is from RefSeq and is a predicted model, not a curated record. NCBI's taxonomy places the organism in Eukaryota, Fungi, Basidiomycota, Agaricomycetes, Gloeophyllales, Gloeophyllaceae. Gene Ontology annotation, cellular component: plasma membrane; cytoplasm.
GUCUUCGUAGUCUUUGUGCUCUUUAUUAGAAGAAAAGCCACAUCCACAGGGAAUGCGGUGCUUCUUGUGGGACCUUGUGAUUCAGGCAAGACCGCCAUCCUGUCAACGCUUGUAUACAAUCAAACGCUCCCGACCCACACGUCGCUCCAGACAAAUACGUCUCUAGUUAUCGACGUUCCAGGUCAUCCUCGUAUACGGGAUCAGUUCAAGGAGCAUCUGCCUCAAGCGAAAGCCAUCGUAUUUGUCGUGGACUCGAGUACUGUCUCCAGAAAUGGGCCAGCUGUAGCCGAGCAUCUCCACCGGGUUCUUCAUGCCGUCACGUCGCUGCCCCCAUCGCAACACACGCCGGCUUUGGUAGUUUGUUGUCACAAGACCGACCUACUCAAGUCUGUCUCUGGUGGCGGACCCGCUGAUCAGCUGGCCAUUAAUCGGGUGCGAAGUAUCCUCGAGCGGGAGCUCGAAAAGAGAAGAAUCUCCCAAUCGGGAGUCGGUGUUGAGGGACUCGGUGAAGAGGGCGAGGAUAUGAGUGAGAUGGGUGGACUGGAGUGUAGCGGACCUGGCGGGACAUUCAGGUUUGCUGAGUGGGAGGGGGGAGAAGUCGACUUUGUUGGGACGUCAGUCACGGUCGGGAAGCGAAACGAAGUUGUGGAUGAGAAGGCGCUACCAGAUGGUCUCACGCCGUUACGGGAGUGGAUUGAGCGGCUAUCAUAA